AUGAAAAGGGGGAAAGGAGAAGACGGCUCCAAAUCGAUAGAUAGGAUAUCCGAGUUGCCACAAUGUAUCUUGCAGAGAAUACUGUAUUUCAUGUCCCAAGAAGACGCUGUUCGAACAUCUGUCCUGUCCAAAUCAUGGCGUGAAAUUUGGUGUACGCGCCCCAAUCUUGAUUUGUCAGACGCAACCUUCAAAGGAAACAAUGGUGAAUUUAUAUCUGUUCUCGAAAACACUUUACGGCGAUACUGUGAACAAAGGUUGUCCUUGGAUGAGUGUAGCCUUUCUUGUACAUCGUUCGAUAGUACAUCUGUUUCGCUUAUCGAAAAAUGGAUCCCAUUAAUCACAAGUGCGGGUGUGAAGAACUUCCGUCUUUCUAUUGUUCCGGCACAUUUCGGACAUGUUAAACUGCCCUCUGUAGUCUUUGAGACCGAAUCGCUCCGAGAUUUGCACGUUGAAAGAUUCAUCUUGGACCAAAAGGCUAUUGAAAAGACAGUUCUGUUUAAGCAUCUGAAAAAACUUCGUCUCGAACAAGUAUGCAUUCACGACAGGAUUUUUCAGAAGAUAAUCUCAAGUUGUCCUUUGAUUGAAACUAUGUUUCUCAAAUCAUGCAACACGAUAAGAAGCAUCAAGGCGAGUAAUCUUCGUCGUCUCAAGGACUUUUAUUUUUCAUCAUGGUCGGACGAAGAAGAUUGUAGCAUCGAAAUCUAUCCAACAUCUAUUGAAACCAUUCAGAUCGAGUCCGGUAAUAUUUUGCUUCACCAAGGAUCCAACUUUCUUAAUCUCACUAGUUUAUUUCUAGAUCAUGUCACACUGUCGUCGUUGGACCACUUUUCUUCGUGUAAAUUCCCAAGUCUAGAAAAUGUGGCUAUUUUGUAUUGCAACGGACUCGAAGAGUCCUUAGAAGAAUCCCACCUACAUAUUGAUGCCCCAAACAUAAGCACUUUUGGGUAUCAUGGAUUGCUUAUCCCAUCCAUCUCGUUCGCAACAACUUCGACAGAGUGGAGUUCGUGUUUAUACCUGCUUAUGAGGAGUGAUCCUUCUUUUUGGUUACUCAAGCUUCAUAAACUGCUCGAUUCGCUAAGGCAAUCUGAAAUUUCCGUCACUAUUCAUCAGUUUCGCAUGAAUGAUGAGGACAUAUUUCAAGAAAACCUUGAUCUUGUACAAGAUAUUAAAGGUGGAAAUAAACCUGCAGUUCCGCUGGAGGAUUUAAAACUGCAAGGCGAUUUAUCUUAUUUUUCACCUCUUUUGAAUGGGUUGUUUUGCAUUUGUCGUCCGAGAAAAAUCGGUGCAAUCAACUACAUGAACGCCGAGUCCGUCUUGAAGAAUCUAAUGCAGGGAGAAAAUGGGAAUUAUCAAGAUCAAUUAAGACAAUUGUGGUUGCCGGAUUUGGAGGAAGUAAGCUUGGAGAUUUACGACAAGAAUCGGAGGGAAUGGGAUCCGACAAGUUUGUCAGAUUUGCCGGACUAUGAGGUUGGGAAACGUAUUUCUACUCGCUUUGCAUUGAAAUGGAGGGAAAGUUUGUGA
Messenger RNA from Erythranthe guttata (spotted monkey flower), 1521 nucleotides. Lineage: Eukaryota; Viridiplantae; Streptophyta; Magnoliopsida; Lamiales; Phrymaceae. The record is from RefSeq and is a predicted model, not a curated record.